AUGAAGCAAGUCAUGGAAGACAAGAGGUACAAAGCUGCCGCAGAGGCCGCCAGCAUCAUCAGCCGCUCGCAGCCCCUGACCCCCGCCCAGCGGCUGGUGGGCUGGAUCGACCACAUCCUCCAGACAGGGGGUGCAGCCCACCUCAAGCCCCAUGCCUUCCAGCAGUCGUGGCAUGAGCAGUACCUACUGGACGUCCUCUUGUUCCUGCUGAUGGUCACCCUGGGCACCGCGUGGCUCUGUGGGAAGCUGCUGGGCCUGGUGGCCAGGUGGCUGUGUGGGGCCAGGAAGCUGAAGAAGGCUUGA
Molecule: messenger RNA, 303 nt
Organism: Rangifer tarandus platyrhynchus (Svalbard reindeer)
Lineage: Eukaryota; Metazoa; Chordata; Mammalia; Artiodactyla; Cervidae
Source: the annotation of a GenBank genome assembly